AUGGAUCAUGUCAAUCACACAUGGACUCAAGUGUUCAUCCUUGCUGGUUUUACUAUCACUGGAACCCUGCAGCCUCUUGCAUUCUUGGGGAUCCUGUGCAUCUAUCUCUUCACCCUAGCAGGAAACUUGUUCAUUAUCAUCCUGGUUCGAGCAGAUUCUGGACUUUUCACACCAAUGUACUUCUUUAUCAGUGUCCUCUCCUUCUUGGAAUUCUGGUAUGUCAACACCACAGCGCCCACACUGCUGCAUACCUUGCUCCAUGGAUGUUCACCCAUCUCAUCAGCUGUGUGCUUCAUCCAGCUGUAUGUCUUCCAUUCAUUGGGCAUGACUGAGUGCUAUCUGUUGGGUGUCAUGGCUCUGGAUCGCUACCUUGCCAUCUGUCACCCACUCCACUAUCAUGCUCUCAUGAGCAGAAAGUUACAGUUAUGGUUAGCAGGGGCCACUUGGGUGGCUGGCUUCUCAGCUGCACUUGUACCUGCUAGCCUCACAGCCACUCUGCCCUUCUGUUUGAAAGAGGUAGCCCAUUACUUUUGUGAUCUGGCACCACUAUUACAAUUGGCAUGUGUGGACACAAGCUGGUAUGUUCAGGUCCAUGGGGCAGUGAUUGGAGUGGCCACUGGGUGCAACUUUUUGUUCAUUUUGGGGCUCUAUGGGGGUAUCCUGAGAGCUGUGCUGAAACUGCCCUCAGCUGCCAGCCGUGCAAAGGCUUUCUCCACCUGUUCCUCCCAUAUGACUGUAGUGGCACUCUUUUAUACUUCUGCCUUUACAGUUUAUGUGGGCUCACGUAGGAUUCACCCCGAGGGCAUGGAGAAAUGUAUUGCCUUGGUAUAUGCUCUUUUUACUCCUUUCCUCAAUCCCAUUAUAUAUACCCUUCGUAACAGGGAGGUGAAGGAAGCCAUGAAAAGGGUCACUGUCAGAAUCAGGACUAUUUUAAAGGCACCCUGA
Molecule: messenger RNA, 945 nt
Organism: Pteropus alecto (black flying fox)
Lineage: Eukaryota; Metazoa; Chordata; Mammalia; Chiroptera; Pteropodidae
Product: olfactory receptor 6N2
Exons: 1
Coding region: 1-945 (314 amino acids)
Biological process (GO): G protein-coupled receptor signaling pathway
Cellular component (GO): membrane
Molecular function (GO): olfactory receptor activity; G protein-coupled receptor activity
Source: RefSeq, a predicted model, not a curated record